UAAGCAGUAAAUACUCACUCUUCUAAGAAAUCUUGAAAAAGCUUCUGGCAUCUGACUCCAACCUCAUCUUUUACUUGACUUUGGGUAGCAUAAGUGUCGGCUACAUCCAUAAUUCACAGGUUUUGUGUUUAUCUAGGUGUUUAAUUAAUUAUUUAUCAAACACAAGAUUUAACGCCGAAGAUAAUCACUAUUUUUUCACAGUAAACAAAGAGAUUUUGGUUCACAUCCAUCGACUUGCGCGAUCACCGAAUGGGCAACAUCAAACCACUUAAUGAAAUCUCACACAUAAAUCACAUCUAAGUGUAUACUUUUCUCAUUUUAUCCUAUCAAAUUAGAAAGAGAGGUCAAUAUGUCUGACGAACGAUAUCACAAUGGGUUUUGAUGGUACCACUGCUGAAGUAGCUGUUAUGACAUUUUGGCGGGAAUGUUUCGUGUUUUGUUCGUUCAGAAAUUAACUGCACUUUUUAUUUUGUCGAUUUAAUGCGUUUUGUUCACAGACGUAUAGACGCUGAUGUCAAAGUGACAGUGACAUUGUGUUGUUUUCUUCCGAAUUUCGGGAAACAUAACCUCAAAAAUACAUAAAAUAAAUAUUUUUAAAAAUGAACGAGGAUAAAGUUACAUUUCUAAUUAAAGCAGCUUCAUCUUUAUCACAAACCCAAAAUGAUCAGACGAAGACAUUGCUGAGAAGUUAUUAUUUGAUGCGGUGUAGAGAGUUGUCGAAAAACCAUGGCCUUCCAGAUAAGCACUUCUCUUCAAAAGUUCGAUGUUCAAGGUGUUUCAUAGAAUGGAAAAAAGGCACAGAAACAACAGUUAAACCUAUAAAACUAAGUAAAGGACAGAAGCGGAGAAUAAAACAAUUAAAAGCAAACAAAAAUAACAAGGAGGAGUAUGUUAAAACUAGACAACAAAUGUUAAACAGUAAUGAAUUAAAACAAAUCUGUACUUUUUGUAAAAAUAGUACAAUCACACCAAUUCCAAAACCUGUAAAGCCAAAAGUAAUUCCAAUAAAUGAAGGUGCUAAAAUCACAGAAGAAAAAUUAAAAGAGAAGAUUCAGCCAAAUACAAAGACAACCAACACCAAUAAACCUAAAAAUCAAUUGAAGAAAGCUGAAGUAGAUGUGUAUGCUAAAACAAAAGAGAUAUUUUCUCUAUCAAAUAAGAACAACACCUUACAAGGAAGUGUUAAAGAACAGAAAGUUAUCAAAAACAAUAAGAAGAAGAAAGACAAGUUUGCUGGUUUGUGUCAGCAGGCUGUUCUGAUGUCAGCAAAGCUUAAACAGGAGAAAGAAAAACAAAACAAAUUGAAUUUAUUCUUGAAGCCAUCAUCAUGAUGAAGAUACUAACUGGUUAGGUGUUUUAAUACUUUCAUAUUUAUGUACUAAGUAUUACUUUAUUUAAUUUUUAGUAGUUUACCUAUCAAUAUUUUAUGUUACACUAGUGUAAAUAAAAUAUGUCUAUCAAUAGAUUAUUUAUUGUCUUAUUUAUUCACAAUCAUAAAAAUAUUAUAUUGUCAUUUCUUCUUCCUUAUCACAAUUAAAUGUAUAUCCAUAACAUUAGUGUUAGUAUGU
This is a messenger RNA of Ostrinia furnacalis (Asian corn borer), 1568 nucleotides long. RefSeq lists its product as uncharacterized. The coding region runs from base 600 to 1331 and encodes 243 amino acids. Lineage: Eukaryota; Metazoa; Arthropoda; Insecta; Lepidoptera; Crambidae. The transcript is spliced from 4 exons. The record is from RefSeq and is a predicted model, not a curated record.